Messenger RNA from Cavenderia fasciculata, 5544 nucleotides. It is a transcript of the gene abcG24, whose product is annotated as ABC transporter G family protein. Gene Ontology annotation, molecular function: ABC-type transporter activity; ATP binding; cation binding. Lineage: Eukaryota; Evosea; Eumycetozoa; Acytosteliales; Cavenderiaceae. The coding region runs from base 1 to 5544 and encodes 1847 amino acids. The transcript has 9 exons. The record is from RefSeq and is a predicted model, not a curated record. Gene Ontology annotation, cellular component: membrane.
AUGGUAUCAUUAAAAACAACUAUUGGAUUAGUUGGUAUAGGAGGAUGUUUAUUGUUUGCAUGUUUAAUGUCAUAUGAGUUUAUCGAAUUGUUGACAAAUAUACUUUAUACUGUCAUACUAUCGAUUAUCAUUGCAUUCUUUUAUCAAAACAGAGAACAAGCAUUAUCUAUUAUCUACUUUUUAUUAAAUAUAGAAUAUCAUGAUAAUAAAUCUUCAUCUUCCUCUUCUUCAUCGAAAUUAUCUCAAUUUAAUAAUGCUGAAUCAUCAUCGUCACCAACAACCAUAAAAGCUACAACCACUAAUAAUGGACAAAAAUCAGAUAAAGAGAUAAUGGUACAAUUGUACGAUCAAAUUAGAGAAUUGAAUCUUUCAUUCUUUAAUGAGAAAUUAUCACAUGACCGUGACAAGAUUAAUCUAUCAAACAAGAUCAAAGUGUUGGAACAAAACAUUACGGACACUAGUGCCGAACGAAACAAGUUGCGUGACGACCUACAACAAUCGAAAAAGAGAGUGACAGAGUUGACCAAGGAAAAAGACUCUGUAAGCAACAACGAACAAAAGCUAUUACUCAAACUAUCAGACUAUGAGAAACGGGACCGUGUCAACCAAGAGAAUGAAAAGGUACUCCAAAAAAAGAUAAGCGAACUCAAAGACAACAGCAACUCUCUACGAAAGGAUAGUGACGAAAAGUCAAAGAGAAUCGUAAAGUUGGAAGAUCAACUUGCCAAGUUUACACGUCCUCUACCUGUUACUCCUGUCACCUCAAACAUUGGAAUUAAUGGAAAUACAGCUUCUACUGCAGCUAUAUCAUCAUCACCUUCUUCAAAUAUACCAAUCACUCAACAAACAGCUACAACUACACAACAUCUUCACAUUCCAGUUCUACAAGGAACUACCUCAUCUUCUUCACCAAUUCCAUCACCAGGUACAUCACCUUCUUCAUAUCAAUUCAUUCAUCCAUCAUCGUCUGAUGAUGAAGGAACCGGUAGCAGUUACAGCAACUAUAGUGGUAACAGUAGCGAUUCACCAAAACCAUUCAAAAGUCUAAUGAAAAAGGUCAAGAAUGGUUCAUCUAAAAUCAUCAACAAAGCACAAAACCAACUCAACAAACAUCUCAAUACCGACUUUUUCACACCUCCUCCAAACGGUACAGGUCAUCCCGCCAACAUGCCACCAUCUCUUCAAACCAUCUUUACAAAUAGUCCACAAAAACAACAAAUCGAUGUUCAAAAGGUUGUCAUCACCUCUAGUGACAAUAGUUCUCAUGAAGAGGCUACAUCAUUGUCGAUAAUGAUUGAACAAGCAAAUAGUAAAAAGAUUGAUACCAGUUCAUUACCAGAUAUAUUUACAUUUGAGGAUGAACCCAAUGGUGGUUUGAAUCUAAAACACGAUUUAGAUUCUUCACUCUCUGAUCUAUUACAAUUGGAUAGUAAUGAUCUUAAAAUAACCUUAACAUCAUUUGUUGACCGAUCACAAGAUACUGUUAAAUUAUCAACAACAUUACAACAAACAUGUAUAAAAGAAUUUAGUGUAAAAGAAUCAGAAAAUAAGGCAGGAUUAAGAAGAGCAAAAAAGAAACCAUUGUCAGGCAUGCCAGGACAAAAUAUGAUGGAGGAUGUAUCAUUUGCAUCUCAUCCAUUCAACGAUAAUCCAGAGAUGGCAUUAUUUGGAGUAUUUGAUGGACAUGCAGGUAGAGAGGCAGCCGACCAAGCUUGUACACUCUUACCACUACAAGUAACCAAGUAUAUAGAACAACAAAAAAUAGAAAACCCACAAUACGACCCAGAGAGCUCAACCGAUAUGAGCGAUAUGUUAAACGCUGCAUUUGCUUCUGUUGAUGAUUUAAUGAAACAAGACGAAGACAUGCAAUACGUAGGAUGUACGGCAACAGUUGCUUUUAUUUGGUCACCAACAAACUCGUCGUCUAAUGGUGAGGAAUGUAAAUAUUUACAAGUGGCCAAUGUCGGAGAUUCAUCUGCCUAUCUCUGUAGAAAUGGAAAGGCAGUGGCAAUGACAUUUGACCACAAGGCAAACGAUCCAUUAGAGAAAAAGAGAAUGAUUGAUAGUGGUAUUCCAGUAUCUGACAAUCAAACUAGAAUCAAUGGAAUUGCAGUCAGUCGAUCACUAGGCAAUCAUUUUAUCAAAGAUCAAAAUAUUGGAAUGAUUGGUAUUCCUCAUCUAUCACAACCAAUUAAAUUAUUACCAACUGAUUCAUUUUUAAUUAUUGCUUCUGAUGGUCUAUGGGAUGUUAUUAGUGGUGAACAAGCAUGUGAAAUUGGUCAAGAUUUAAUCGAGAGUAGAGGUGCACAAUCAGUAGCUUCAACUUUAUUACAAAAUGCUUUGCAAAUAUAUAAAUCAUCCUUACAAAUAGAAAUGAGGAUGAUGAUGACGAUAAUGAAAAUCAUCAUAUUUGUAGUGACAAUUUACAUCUUAACAGUCGAUGCAAAUUCACUUAGAGUUCCAUCAAAGUAUGAUGACAUGAAUCAUUUACUAGACAUUGAUCAACAAUCAAAAGAAAUACUUCAAGGAUCAUCUGCCUCUGGUGAAGGUUUAGAGGGAAUCGAUAUCUUUUUGUCCAAACAACAACAGUUGGAUAAUAUUCGUGCCAAAUGGACACCCUCCCAUUUACAAAAUACCGACAACGAUUUGGUCGGUUCCACAUCCUAUCAACCGUGGCCAGGAGAAUCGUGUAACGCUACUUCAUUUGUAUUCAACAAUACUGCCAGUCAAUGUGGUUUGCAAGAUUGUCAUAGUGCUUGGGAUCAAGGUACAUGUAUAGCCAAUGGGAACUCAUAUGUAUGUGCUUGUAAUCCACUCUACUAUGGUCCAAACUGUGAAUUCAAUUUAAAUCCAGAUCAUAAUUGGGAUUUAAUGGAUUGUCACGGUGGUAGAUUCUGUCCUCCUGUCUAUGGUGUUCCUGGUCUCUACAGACAAUGUUAUUGUCCACCAGGUACUGGUGGUAUUGAAUGUAGUGUCUGCACCAAUGAUAGUUAUUGUAAAGCUUCCAAUAGUUCAACUAUAUGUGACCAAUCUAUCUAUAUUGAUCAUCAUAAAGCUUAUAGUUGUUAUGUUACAAGUCCAGAAGUAAAUGGAGAUUUACAAAACUCUACAGCCUCUACUUCACUUGAUUGUGAUUUCCCAACUGCUGAUUACACUAGUGGAGAGGGAGUAUGUAGUAUGAACCUUUACUAUAGAUUGACUGGAGAUCCUUUGUAUUUUAAUUGUACUUUUACAAACUGCACAAGAGAGAUUUUACCCGGACAGGGACAAGAGAUUUAUUGUUCAACAAGUAUGUGCAACUGUACUACCUAUUGUGGUGCCAUUCUAAAUGGUCUUGUUUCUGCUGUCACUGGUUACGCCAAAUUUAGUUGUGACACUACCUUGGCAUGCGUAUUUUCACAAGAGGUUUUCCUUGCCAUGCUUCCAGCCAUCCCACUUCAAUGCAUUGCUGGUGAAUGUGACUAUAGUCCACCAAUCAUCUACCCAGUACCCGUGCUUUAUACCAAAUUCAUUCUUAUGUGCCUGGGUGCUGGUGGUGGUGUAGUCGGUUUUGCUAUACUGCUCGGUUUGAUAUCUUGGGUGUAUGUAAAACAAGAGGAAAGAAAAAAACCGGCAGAGGAUGUGCACAUUAGUUGUGAACUUCGUUUCGAUGACGUAUCUUGUAUUGUCAAUGAAAGAAAAGUAUUUAGUCUGUUUAGUGGUGGCGGUGGAGCGACAGGUAACAAGGUCAUUCUCAAUAAUGUCUCUGGUAUUUGUUAUCCAGGUCAACUGACUGCACUAAUGGGUCUUUCUGGGUCUGGUAAGACAAGUCUUUUGGAUAUCCUGUCUGGAAGAAAGAACGUCGGUGACAUUACCGGUGAAGUCCUCAUCAAUGGUUAUCCUCGUCUCAAGAACUUUAAGAGAAUUUCUGGUUAUGUUACUCAAGAGGAUAUCAUGAUUGGUACUCUAACCUGUCGUGAACACCUCAACUAUACUGCUAUGUUAAAGCUUCCAGAGGGUAUGCCAAAGGCUCAAAAGAUGGCUCGUGUCAAUAGCGUUUUAACCGAACUCAAUCUCAUGCACAUCUGCGAGAAUCGUAUUGGUACACCUGAAAAGAGAGGUAUCUCUGGUGGUGAAAGAAGAAGACUCUCUAUUGCUGCUGAAUUAUUGGUUGAUCCAAGUAUUCUUUUCUUGGAUGAACCAACAUCAGGAUUAGAUUCUCAUAGUGCGUCUGAACUAAUUUACAGCCUUAAACAACUAGCCAAGAAUAGAAAUAGAACCAUUAUCUUUUCUAUUCAUCAACCAUCCGCCGAAAUAUUUGAACAAUUUGAUAACCUCAUCCUACUCCACAAAGGUAAUCCAUACUAUUCUGGCAAGGCAUCGGAAGCCGUUCCAUUCUUCCAGGAACAAAGAAGCAAGGACGAUGAACAUCAAAGAUUCUUGAUGCGUGUCAAUCCAGCUGAUUUUAUCAUCUCUGCCUUGAACGACAAUGUUGUCAAACCAUGUUUCCAACUCAACUAUCCAAACAAACCAGAUAUUAGAGUCGAUCAACCAAAGGAGGAAUCAUACAAUGGUUUGAAUGCCAAUGGCGACAUCAACAAUGAUGAAGCCAUUCAAAGUGAUUUAGAAGGUGAAUCUCAUCUUUUAAAUCAUGUAGGAGAGCCACCUCGUCGUCACCAUCUGUUGGAAGAUCAAAAAAUGAUCAACGUUGAAGAGUAUGCAACAUCGUUUUGGACACAAUUCUUUGUUGUAUCCCACAGAUCUCUUCUCAAUUAUAUUAGAAAUCCAUUUUUACUUCGUACCACCUACUUUGUACAUAUUACGGUCGGAUUAAUUCUUGGAUAUCUUUUCUGGCAAUUACCAAGUAACCUUGAACCAGGUGCUCAAAAUAGAUUUGGAUCAAUGUUCUUUAUGAUUGCUUUAUUAUCUUUUGGUUCAAUUACUUCUUUAGAUUUAUUCUAUCAUGAUAGAAUUAUAUUUAUUAGAGAAAGAGCUAAUGGAUAUUAUAGAACAUCGUCAUACUUUUUAGCAAAGGUCCUAACAGAUUUAAUACCAAUGAGAGUUAUUCCACCUAUUAUCCUUGGUUCAAUUUGUUAUUAUAUGAUUGGAUUUAGAUCAGGAAUCAAUCAUUUCAUCUACUUUUUAAUUUCUCUUGUGUUGACAAGUAGUACAGCAUCGUCAAUGUGUAUGGCCAUUAGCACAAUCUCCCCAACGUUUGGUACUGCCAAUAUGCUAUCCAUUCUCUUAUUGUUUGUAUUUUUAUUAUUUGAUGGUUUCUUGUUGGCUAGACAAUCGAUUCCCAAGUAUUUGGUUUGGUUGGUGUGGAUGUCCUUUAUGUCCUAUGGAUUAGAGAUUCCAGUAGUCAAUGAAUUUGCUGGCAGUUGGAUCUUUUACAAUCCACCCAAUACUCAAGGAACCUAUGCCGACGGUUUAGAGUUCCUCGAAACGAUUGGCGCCGAUCCAAAGAGACUCUUUUUGGACAUGUAUGUCUUGUGUGGUAUGAUUGGUGGCUAUUUAUUACUUGCCUAUUUAUCUCUUAGAUUCUUUGUCAGAGAGUUUAGAUAA